AUGGUUGAAUUGAAGAAGCUCUUGAUCGGUGGUCUCGCCGCCACGGCGAUGCUCGCGGACGGCGCGCACGCGUUCACCAAGUACAGCGAGAUGUCGUCGAACACGCUCGGCGUGACGACGACGAUCGACGGCGGGGCGUGCGCGGCUGGUUCGAAAGCGCAGGGUGGUUUGAACUCCAUCAACGUGGCGUGGACCGGUGCUUCCACGACGUCGGGGAACACGAUGAUGGUGAAGUUGUGCUACGACGACUCCGAACUCGCCUCCAAGCCGUGGCGCAAGAAGAAAGACAUCGUCAACAAGAACAAGCGAUGCAAGCAAACCGUGGUCGAGGCCGACUAUCUCAAAGCGGGCAUCACGGGCGGGUCGGCGACUGGUAACGUCGACAUCCCGCUCCCGUUGAACAUCGCGCCGGCCAAGUACUUUAUCCAAGUCUUGGAAUCGGACUCCAGCGGCUACGUGCGAUACGGCGACGAUUCUUCUUGCACCUUCGAAGUCGUCACCUACGACCGCUUGCCGCAAGCGCUCGUCGGCACGAUGAGCUUCUUCAUCGCGUUCUCUAUCAUCGUCGCCACUGCCGGUACGAUGUACGAUUACAAGAAGCAAAACGCCGCCGCAGCGCAAUAUGCGUAA
This is a messenger RNA of Ostreococcus lucimarinus CCE9901, 630 nucleotides long. RefSeq lists its product with no specific name. Gene Ontology annotation, molecular function: nitrate transmembrane transporter activity. The transcript is spliced from 2 exons. Gene Ontology annotation, cellular component: plasma membrane. The coding region runs from base 1 to 630 and encodes 209 amino acids. NCBI's taxonomy places the organism in Eukaryota, Viridiplantae, Chlorophyta, Mamiellophyceae, Mamiellales, Bathycoccaceae. The record is from RefSeq and is a predicted model, not a curated record. Gene Ontology annotation, biological process: nitrate transmembrane transport; response to nitrate.